This is a messenger RNA of Symbiodinium sp. CCMP2592, 1329 nucleotides long. Lineage: Eukaryota; Dinophyceae; Suessiales; Symbiodiniaceae. The record is from the annotation of a GenBank genome assembly.
AUGAGCUCAUUGGGGAAGAAGCACGUACAACGUGCAUGCUCGCUCAUUAAGCAACAGCUCAUGGAGUCAUGUGUCGAUAGUGGAGCACUCGCUCUUGCUUUUGACAUAUUGGCGACCAUCCCUGAGGAAUACAAAUCGGGGAAGUGGACCGAAGAGAGGGAGCUGAAGAGAAAAGCGCACGUCAAGCCGAACGAGGCAUUAUCUCAGGAGAAGCCUCGCAUGAUCAUCACAUCCGGUGAUGAGGGUGUGGUCCGCCACAUCCUUGACAGUGGAUUGUUGGAGCACGCCCUUUUCAACAACCCCCUCUUUGAGCAAAGAUCGCUCAAGCAUGCUUCCAGGCGGGAGUUCGGGCGGCGUAUGGGUGAAAUGAUGCGCUGUUAUGAACAUGCCUGUAGUAUGGAUUUUGGAGCUUUUGAUGGGAGCUGCACGCGUGAGUGCCGAGACCUCAUCGAAAACGACAUUAUUUUAUCCAUGUUUAUGAAGCUCAUGAGCGCGGAGCCCAUGGACGGCCUGAUACACGCGGCGGUCAAGGACAGGAUUAAGCAGAAGGCGAACAUCUCUGUCAAGAUCGUCGUCAAGGCCGUGAUAUGGGAUAUGAUCAGAGAGAGCGGCGAUAGAGGGACGAGCAUCCUGAAUUUCCUGACAAACCUCACGCUUUUCUAUGCAAACAUGGCCAUGUUGCUCGAGAAGCGAGGCGUCAAGGAGAAAGUGAUCAAAAAGAUGAUCAUGGAGAGUCUCAAGAGCGGCAAUCUCGCCAACCUGAUGGGAGAAGGGGACGAUGGGCUCCAUGUGUUCAAGGAGGCCUUUGAUAUGAACACUUCGUUCAAGAUUGAACUACAGGGUCCAACAGGCGAUCUUGAGUUCCACGAAUGCGUCACCAGUACGCAAGAGAGGCUGGAAUUCUGCUCAAAGAUCGCAGUGGCAGUGGGCUCGGAGACCUAUUACUUCCCUAAGCCGGCCAAACUGAGCAACUCCCUGACAGUAUCCUUCGACAUGGGGAAUCCACGAAGCAUUGCCGGAUACACGAAAGCCGUCGCGAUGAUGUCAAAUUGUAUACAUCAGCCACUUUUGCUCGCCCUGUGCAAAGCUAUUGCGACAGGCCACAAAGAGGACGGUGGCACUCUUGAUGUGAAGCAUCUCACGAGACUCUUGGGUCCUGGUGAAGAGAUCGGCGAGGACGCUGAUUACGAGGAGCGGCUGACGAUCGAGACGCACGCAUUGGAGCGCGAAACUGGGAUCACAGUGGCUUAUCAGGAAGACGCCAUUCUGGCGCUUGGCACGGGCAACCGUGAUACGGUGACCGCGUGCCUCAAGGCGUUGAGAGGCUGA